CCCGCCUCACGCCCGCAGGGCCAGGAAGCGCGGAAAGAACCGCCGGGGGGCCAUGGACGGGGCCGUGAUGGAAGGGCCGCUCUUCCUGCAGAGUCAGCGCUUUGGGACCAAGAGGUGGAGGAAGACCUGGGCCGUGCUCUACCCGGCCAGCCCCCACGGCGUAGCGCGCCUCGAGUUCUUCGACCACAAGGGGUCGAGCUCUGGAGGUGGCCGAGGGGGCUCGCGCCGCCUGGACUGCAAGGUGAUCCGUCUGGCCGAAUGCGUGAGCGUGGCCCCCGUGGCCGUGGAGAGCCCCCCGGAGCCCGGCGCCACUGCCUUCCGCCUGGACACGGCGCAGCGCUCGCACCUGCUUGCGGCCGAUGCGCCUUCCAGCGCCGCCUGGGUGCAGUCGCUGUGCCGAAACGCCUUUCCGAAAGGCAGCUGGGCUCAGGCACCCGCCGAGAACCCGCCUCAGCUUUCUGCGCUGAAGAUGCUGGAGAACUCGCUGUACAGCCCCACCUGGGAAGGGUCCCAGUUCUGGGUAACUGUGCAGAGGACUGAAGCCGCUGAGCGCUGUGGCCUGCAUGGCUCCUACGUGCUGAGGGUAGAGGCCGAGAGGCUGACUCUUCUGACCGUGGGGGCCCAGACGCAGGUCCUGGAGCCGCUCCUCUCCUGGCCCUACACCCUGUUGCGUCGCUAUGGCCGGGACAAGGUCAUGUUCUCUUUUGAGGCCGGUCGCCGCUGCCCCUCGGGCCCUGGAACGUUCACCUUCCAGACAGCACAGGGGAAUGACAUCUUUCAGGCCGUGGAGAUGGCCAUCCACCGGCAGAAGGUCCAGGGAAAGGCCGGCCAGGGGCACGAGGUUCUCAGAGCGGACUCUCAGGAAGGAGAGGUGCUGGAAGGGAAGUUGGCUUCCCCUCCUGGCCCCCAGGAGCCCCUGGGAAGUCCCCCAGCCCUGUAUGCGGAGCCCUUAGACUCCCUCCGUGUUCCCCCUGGCCCCUCCCAGGACUCCCUGUACUCAGAUCCCCUGGACAGCACCGCUGCUGGGGCAGGGGAGAGGGGACCGCAGAAGAAGCGUCUCUACUGGGACUUGUACGAGCACGUGCAAGAGCAGCUGCUGAAGGCCAAGGUGACGGACACCAAAGAGGACCCCAUCUAUGAUGAGCCGGAGGGCCUGGCCCCGGCCCCGCCCCGGGGCCUGUACGAUGUGCCUCAGGAGCCCAAGGACGCGUGGUGGUGCCAGGCUCGGCUGAAGGAGGAGGGCUAUGAGCUCCCCUACAACCCUGCCACGGAUGACUAUGCUGUACCCCCGCCUCGGAGCACAAAGCCCCUUCCUGCUCCCAAGCCCCAGGGCCCAGCCUUCCCCGAACCUGGUGUCACGACUGGCAGUGGCAGCAAAGCCCCCAGCUCAGACACUGCCCUGUACAGCCAGGUCCAGAAGUGUGGAGCUUCCGGCAGCUAGGACCGUCUAGGGCGGGGAGUGGCAGGACUGGGGUCCAGUCAGAGGGCUCCACUUGAGAAGCAGGGCAAGGCCGGGGUUGCUGAUGGAAGGACCGUGAGGGCGAUGGCACUGGGGAUCAAAGAAACCUGUUAGAGCCAGUGUGUGUGAGCCCAGGGGAGCCAAGGGAUGGGGGCUGAGGGAAGGCUGGUCAAUCCCAGGAAGUCCUAGGAAGUGGACCAACUGGCAGGGUUGAAUGCUGGGCUCCAGGGAGGGUCAGCCAGCCCCCUCCCAUGGAAACAGAGUUGCUUGGCCAAGUGCACAGAAAGAGGUACUUAGUCAGAGGGGACAGCUUGGGGGGCCUGCGUGGAGGUUCAAGGGAGCUGCUGGACUCUGCCUGCGUUGUUCUUUGCCAGAGACACAUUUUAAAAUUUAAAGAUUCUUAUUAAAGCCAGUUUGGAUUUCAGAGGUCUGUGUGUGUGAAUAGACCCAGAGGGGACACAGUGGCAGGUGUGCUGGCUGGGUGUGGAGGGGUGGAGAGCCAAGAACGUGCUGGGGUCCACAGAGGGAGGAAAGGGGCCCAGGAGGGCCAGGCUGACCUGGGCCUGACUCGAGCUCUGGGACCGUGGGUGCAAACCUCUGUUUUCCCAGUGCCCUUCUGUAAAGUGGGAAACCUAAUGGUGGGCUCUGUGCCACAGGCAUGUUGGAAAUUGGGUAAGUUCCCCAGCACUGGUGUAGGCUGCAGCACACAGGAGGUGCUUAUAAUAGUGGCUGCUGCUCUGUCUUUGGCUGGAGGGAGUGGACAGGUGGGCAGGUGUGGGGAGGAGGCGUGGGCAGGGAGUAGGACUUUUUCACACCACCCUUUUCCCUGUUCUCAGCUAUGCUGUAUGAGGGUGCUUCAAAAAUUCAUGGAAAAUGGACUUAAAAGAUAAAUGUCUGGGGCCGGUGCUGUGGCGCAGUAGGUUAAGCCUCCACCUGUGGCGUUGGCAUCCCAUAUGGGCGCCGAUUCUAGUCCCGGCUGCUCCACUUCCGAUCCAGCUCUCUGCUAGGGCCUGGGAAAGCAGUAGAAGAUGGCCCAAGCGCUUGGGCCCCUGCACCUGCUUGGGAGACCCAGAAGAAGCUCCUAGCUUCAGAUUGGCACAGCUCUGGCCAUUGUGACCAUUUGGAGAGUGAACCAGCAGAUGGAAAACCUUUCUCUCUGCCUUUCCCUCUCACUAUCUGUAACUCUACCUCUCAAAUAAAUAUUA
Lepus europaeus (European hare) is the source of this 2664-nucleotide messenger RNA. RefSeq names its product docking protein 1 (gene DOK1). The record is from RefSeq and is a predicted model, not a curated record. The transcript has 5 exons. Lineage: Eukaryota; Metazoa; Chordata; Mammalia; Lagomorpha; Leporidae. The coding region runs from base 53 to 1441 and encodes 462 amino acids. Gene Ontology annotation, cellular component: cytoplasm. Gene Ontology annotation, biological process: cell surface receptor protein tyrosine kinase signaling pathway; positive regulation of MAPK cascade.